UUUUUUUUUGGUUUUCCUCAACAUCUAAUCGCCAGCAAAGGAGGAGGCGAGAGAGAGAGAGAGAGAGAGAAAGAGAGAGCUGGGAAAUAUUUAAAUUGAUCACCGAGUACCCAGGCGGAUAAAAGAUACAUAUCAUAUUGGAAUAAAAGCUUAAUAGAAUUACCUGUGCGUAUUCCUGUCUAUUACAAAUAUCUGCAAUAGCUAUUACUAACUGCAAGUUGCCGGUAUCGCAUAUCUUCGCUUAUUGAUUAUGCAAUCGCGUAGAGGUAAUCAAGUGAGAGUCAAUCUUACUGGAAAACAAAAGAAGAGUAAUAAAGAAAUAUUCCAAUAUUGGGAUAGGUGCAGUAAGGCGUUUUAAGCGACGACCUGAUUUUCAGUACAACAGUUGACGGAACCUAGCCCUAAGUAGUUGGGCAAAUUCAAAUCUCAAGUUUCGCUAGACAAAGGCAUAACACCUAUCGAUUUGGUUGGUAGUACUACACUUUGACAUUUAUAUGUAUAUAGGGUUUCAUGUCAAAAUGUUUACUUGCUGUAAAAGUUAUACGCGUUUUUUUAAGCAUACAAAAGUGAGUUUUUUUUUUCGAUUUUUGCUAUGUCUACGCUUGUCGAGCAAAGGAUUUGCAUUAAAUUCUGUUUGCGUGCGAAAUGUUCGGCCGCGGAAACUUUGAGAAUGUUGCAGAAGGCGUUUGGUGACGAGGCUAUGUCUCAAAAAAAUGUUUACAAGUGGUAUAAAGAUUUCAAAGAAGGCCGAGAACGAGUUGAAGACGAACAGCGCCCUGGACGACCAUCAACAUCAACUGAUGAAGGACACGUCAAGGAAAUCAAAGAUUUGAUACUCGAAAAUCGUCGAUUAACAAUUAGAGAUCUUGCUAAUGCUGUGGGCAUUUCAUUUGGAUCAACACAGACGAUAUUAAAGGAUAUUUUGUGCGUCAAACGUGUCAAAACUCGAAUGCCAUCAAAAAAAACCCUCAACAUCUUGGGAAAAAAGCGUCACGUUGCUAACAACUGUAAAACAAUGAUUUGGGAGAAGAAAUAGACAUUUUUUCGUAUCAUAAACACAACAAGCAAUUCACCUACUUCCCUGAUCACACACAUUAUGAAUAUAUAUUCAAAUAUUCCAAUUUUCAUAAGUAUAUUUAAGUUUUGUGACCGCAAGCAUUACAUGACGCUACAUAAUACAACAAUGCAUAUAUACGAACGCACAAAUCCGUUCUAUUGUCAAUCUCUGACGUCGGAUGGGGGGGAUGAGGGGGUGUAAACAUGAAACAACCUUAAAUAGUUGGGUGAAAAAUUUGAUAAGAAAUCUAAAACUAACUGUGAGCUGACAUCCUUUCAGCUAACAAAAAAUGUGAUGUGAAACCUUUUGCUAUAGCGAAUUGAACCUAAUAUUGCUGCAACAACAAGUAACAUUGCCUACACACCUACAACUCUUAAC
Messenger RNA from Glossina fuscipes, 1435 nucleotides. RefSeq names its product protein GVQW3-like. The transcript is spliced from 2 exons. Lineage: Eukaryota; Metazoa; Arthropoda; Insecta; Diptera; Glossinidae. Bases 593 to 1036 code for a protein of 147 amino acids. The record is from RefSeq and is a predicted model, not a curated record.